GCUUUAAGCGGUGUAUUUAUCAGGGAACCGGAAGUGUAACAGGUGCUUGCUUGACAACAAGACGCCGUUGCAACAUGGAAGGACUUCGUGGUAUGAAUGACCUCAAAUGACAGGAGAUCAGAGACGUCAAUAUUUUCUAUCAGCAUGAAAAGCCAGGACACAGAGAUGGAACAGGAUCCCUUCCUGUGUACAUGUGGACCUUGCAAGAAGUUCUGGCAGGACUCCUUCCAUGGCGUGUCCUCAUCCUUGACCUUUGCCCCCCAGUGUCGGGCGGCAGGGUCAUCAUUCGCUUCUCAUGGUCUCCUUCGUUAUGGUGACCGUGUCAUAGUGAAGGGGAAGCAUACUGGUGCUGUGCGCUAUGUGGGGUAUGUGGAUGACCGCCUCAUAGCUCCACGUUUGUAUGUUGGCGUCAAGCUGGAUGACAAUGUCAACUCUAUUCACAAUGGUAUGUACAAGGGCAAGAGAUACUUCACCUGUCCACUGGGUCAUGGUGCAAUGGUCAAGCUGUCAGAUAUCCGUCCCCUCCCCCUCGCCUCCCCUCGCCCCCUGGUCAAGGGCAACACCAUGUUCCCCAGCUUCAAGGAGGUGUGCCAGAGAAGGAAGGAAAGAGAAGAAAGGCUUGCAAACCUGUAUUCAGAAGCUCAACCAUCCAAGUCUUACUCAGGACGGGCUGCACUGAAACCACCUUCCAUCACACCACGCCUUACAAAAACUUCUAACCUUCGCAUGUCCUCCGCACCACCCAUCUUCUCAACUGGAGACCCACAUGAUGUUGCUCUCAAGGAUGAGAAACGGAAGAUGGAGAGACAGCAGCUUAACCUGCUGGAGGCCACCUUGGUGAGUCCCGAGGAGCAGCAGAUGAGACGGUGGCAGCAGCUGUUCGGGGGACAGAAGGAUGGCCACAAGAUGGCCUCUACUCUACAGAAGCUUCACCAGGCAUAUGAGAAGGGCCUACACAUUUCCAGAAGAAAAUCCUCUACCACCAGCUCAGACUCAUAAUCCUGUUUUCCUUUACCAGACUUUCAAUCUUUAAAAUGUUGAAUUAUGCUGAGUGAAAAAAUAUGAAAUGUAUAGCAGAAUAUUUUCCAUACUGCAUUCAACAGAAAUGUCCCAAAGUACAACACCAAUGUGACAGUAGUGUUGCCACAAAGCAAGUAAAGCUCAGAUCAUGUAAAGGGCACAUGCCAGAUAUAUGAUUUCCCUUAUCAUGGUUCCAGCUGCAUAAUAAGUGUUGGAAGGCCUGUCAUACAGGGUACUAGUAUUUGGUUUUCGAAAAGUGCCUUGGUGAUUUACAAGAAUUCAUCUCACCUAACCAUGCUAACUGUCUAGACAGCUGAAUGGUGUAUGGGAUUCUGCUUAAGAAAUAUCAAUCUCAUUAAAUUUAGAUCUUAGUUCUCGCAACAGCUGAACCAAGAUCUGAGGACAUCCCAUUACAGGUCAAGUCAGAAUGUCGCAAACUUUGACUGACCAAUGAAAUGACUAACAAGAAGUCAACAUUAGCCAUCAGAAAGCAGUUUUCUCAAGCUUUACAGUGCUUGUAUCAAACUGGCAACUUCCAUUCAGGACAACGCUUUGAAAAAUAUUGAAAACUUUUGAAAAUUUGAAAACUGAACAAAACAAAUUCUGGAAUGUCAAAUACUGGUAUAUAGAUGAUAUUGUAUGGCAGUACUUCCCACAGGUGAUGGAAAGUCUUUUCCGUUUCAAAUCUGUAUCCCAUUAAAGUCCGAGAUACACAUACAGCCGUAACUGUCAUUCGGAAUACCCUGUGUUAAUAUUUUCGAGGUUGCAUGAUAAGAAAACACAUUCUGAUUGUCACUCUCCCGAUCUGGAAAGCAACGCUCUGAUUGGCCAGAUGAAAGGUCGUUCUGAUGUGACCCGUAAUGGGAUGUCCUCAAAUGUUUGUUUAUAGGUAGCGAAAACUAUAAGAUUUGAUUUUUAAUGAAAUUGAAGAAAUGUGUUGUUUUGAUUAAUUAUGGUUUAAGAUCAUAGCAAUUAAUAAGGUCAUAGUUAUUCAUUAUUGAAGUUUUGUUUGUUUCCUGGCAUAAUUGUAUUUGUUGUGCCUGUUCAGACAUACUGGUACAUGUUGAGAUGAAGUUCAUUUGUGCUGUGUUCUUUUAUCUGUCUCUGAUAUGAAUGUAUUGCUGCCACUUAUAAUUAUUUCAUAUUUAGUCAUCACACCUUUUGAAAAUAACAUAAAAUUUUAUCACAUGUUUGAUGCUUUCAUCACAAGUCACACUUCAUUAAUCAAACAGAAACACAGUGUUGCAUUUCCGAGAGAAUUGUUACUAUUUGUACUUCUUUUGCAGUAAAGGUUUUCUAGUUUGUUAUGUAUUGUCAGUAGCUUUGUAAAGCAUGUUCUAUCCCUGGUCAAACUGGGGACUGACCAGUUAUGUAUAUAUUCCCCACUGUAAUGUAACUUCUGUGUUUGUGUACAUAUACAUAUAUGUUUGCGUUUUAAUCACCAAAUUUUCUAAAAUACUAAAUAUUUAAUCAGGACAUGGAUGAUUCAGUCGUGUUUUGUUUCUGCAGAAUCUACGGUCUUCCCAGGAUUAGCUCAGGUUUUCUGGUUUGAAAUACUUGCUGCCAAGAAACUUUCAAUAUGUAUAGUUACAAGCAUAAAGCUUUAAGUUGAGAAUGUUUUAAGUGUGUGAUAAUCUAUCGGUACCCAAAUCCAGUUCACAGUAAGUUUAUCUCCAUUCUACAUAUAAUAUGAUGCCGCCUUAAACUUUUUUCGUAACAGUGGCUUUUCAUCCUGUACUAUAUCCCAGACAUGUUGCUUGAUGUGUUUUGAAUAAUAAAUAGAUGUGGGCAUUUAACAGUACCGCAACCAUUCAAAGGUACCUCGGUGAGAUAGACCCGUCUGAUAUUCACCAAUGUGUCUUCUUCCGGAUUCUCUUUUAAUAAACAGGUAUGCUCAAUUAUUUAAUUUUAAAAGUUGUCUAUUACAAUGUAUAUGUAGUGAGAACACAUUGAUCGAUUUAGAUCUUACAAUAGUUUAGGAGACAAUGAUUGUCACUAUUGAAUAUUGAUUGGUCUGUCCAUAAUGGAAGAAUACCUUAAAAGUAUUAAUGAUCUGCGAAUGUAUGCCUUGUGUGAACUAUCCUGGUUUAUGCCAGGCAGGUCAUGCACUGUGUUGUGCAGGUUUUAUUUAUUAAUAACAAUAAAAAUGUUUGAUGUUGUCGA
Haliotis rufescens (red abalone) is the source of this 3183-nucleotide messenger RNA. Its product is annotated as dynactin subunit 1-like. The transcript is spliced from 6 exons. NCBI's taxonomy places the organism in Eukaryota, Metazoa, Mollusca, Gastropoda, Lepetellida, Haliotidae. The coding region runs from base 97 to 999 and encodes 300 amino acids. The record is from RefSeq and is a predicted model, not a curated record.